Candidula unifasciata is the source of this 1041-nucleotide messenger RNA. NCBI's taxonomy places the organism in Eukaryota, Metazoa, Mollusca, Gastropoda, Stylommatophora, Geomitridae. The record is from the annotation of a GenBank genome assembly.
GAGUCGCCUGUCGUAAACCAGCAGUCCCAAGGAGGGGAGGAUAAUUCUGUAAUGACUAGGCUGCAGAACUUCACAUCAAUCGAUGUGUUCAUCUCCCUGUUGCAAAGAAAUGGCUUACCGGUAACCAGCAGCGACAUUUUCAGCAAUUAUUCAGAUUUCGACGGCGCAAUGCACAUCAGCACAGGAGGCCGAAUGGCGCAACCAGAUGACUGCUCUCCCCGGUUCACCACUGUCCGCUUGACGUUCCCCAGUUCCAAUCCCAACAUCGUCUACUUCCCCCGCUGUACCAAGAUUGAGAGAUGUGGCGGUUGUUGUGCCUCCCCCCACCUGGAGUGUGUGCCCAGUUACACGGAGCGGGAAAGCUAUAAGGUAAUCAAAGCGGAACAACCAUACCCAGGUUCCAGUCAUCUAGAAUGGAAGGGAGAAUACCACACUGUUAUCAUCGAUCGACACGUCAACUGUCGGGUCCAGUGCACUUUGACCCCAGACAAAUGCGGACCUAAAAAACAGUUUCAAGAGAGACAAUGCGACUGCGUAUGUCGUGACUACCAAAGAUGUACACCGCCCAAAGUCUGGGAUCCAGAAGAGUGCGAGUGCAAAUGUGCCGAAAUUCUCCAGUGUUGUAAAGCUGGCGAAGUGUGCGGGCUGACGUUUAUGAGGGAUGUCUGCGAAUGUGGGAUCGACCCUAUGAUGGAACAAAUCAGGAACAACGGUAACCUCACCCAGGAGAUGAUCGAUGCUUACUACCUAUUACAGAACAGCAGCGCUUCAGCAUCCUCCAACACACCUACGUCGGCAUCGGCGACAACAGCAACAUCAACGACAGAUACACCCACAACAACUACACCAACCGUCACCACCACCACCACUACCACGACAGAUACCACGACUACAGCAACGACAAAUGCAAAUACGGUCAUCGGAGCCUUGGAUCCCUGCCGUACUGUUGUAUGUCCAGGAAACUUCGUCAGGGCUCUCAACGCUGAGGGAAACUGUGUUUGCCGUCUAAGAAGAGGGCGUAGAACUGAACACUCGCCGUGA